Messenger RNA from Seminavis robusta, 1524 nucleotides. Lineage: Eukaryota; Bacillariophyta; Bacillariophyceae; Naviculales; Naviculaceae. The record is from the annotation of a GenBank genome assembly.
AUGAGCGAGAGCGAAGAACAUGCUGGUGGUACCACCAACAAUCACCAUGGUACCGGUAACAGUAGUGCUGCCAGCAGUGCCGACUACACGAGAAUCAAUUGGAAUCCUCCUGGAUCGGACCGUGGCGAUUCCGUGUCCACCAAGAAUGCGACCUUGGCAUUAAAGACGGCCAUUGCCGUGGCACGAGCAUUUGAUGCUAAUUGUGCCUUGCGAAAUCCGGCCAAGGAAUGCACCAUCCCCAUGUUUGAACCGCAAGAACUGAUACUAGGAGAACCGUUGCGAUCGUGUGGGUUUUUCACGGAUAUCCAACUGCGAGGCAUCAAACUGACGCGCAACUUGCUGCAUGGAGAAUUCAGUGAAGACGAAGAAGAGUUUCGAGAACGAUUUGCAGAACGAUCCAUUGAUGGUCAUUAUGCUGUCAAGUUCCUGCAAAAAGGAAUCUACAACAGUGUCCAUGCUGCCAGUGCUGCUUCCGAUAUGAUGAUGGAAACCAAAAUACUGAUGAACUUGGCCCCUCAUCCAAACAUUUGUCAAAUCUACGGAGUCACUGCAGCUGGAAGUGAUGCCUUUUUGAGUCAAGGGAAGGAAGGUUUUUACAUUAUCCUAGAUCGUCUCAAAGGGACCAUGAUUCAACGACUAGAUGAAUGGAGAACACAACAACAACAAUACCCACCCGAGAAACAAUACGAAAAACUCAUGCAACGCUUGGAAGUCGCAUUGGAUGUCGGUUCAGCAUUGCUUUUCUUGUCGGAUCGACAAAUUGUCUUUCACUUGCGUCCCGACAAGGUCGGAUUCGAUGUGCGCUAUGGACGUAUCAAACUGUGUGAUUUCGGACAAGCCAGAGAAAAUGGACAACUGGAUCAGGCGCCCAGUUUGACCAAGACGGAUGACAUUCGAACUCUGGCAUACACGGCACCCGAAAUUCUGUGCCAAGCUGCCGUCACGGUGGCAGCCGACGUGUACGCUUUUGGUGUUGUCUUGUGGGAGAUGCUGUCGUUGCAACGACCGUUUGAGGGUAUGAGUCGAUCGGCACAUUUUGAACAGGUAAUCAUGGAAGGAAAACGACCACCACUGACGGAUACCAUCAUUCCCAAGUCGGUACAGGGGCUCAUUUCCGAAUGUUGGGAUCCCCAUUUACGACCCACUAUGAAAAAGGUUUACGACACAGUCGAAGAAGUACUCUGUUCCAAGACGACAAACCACCGAUAUCUUGCCGGCAUCCAUGAAACGAGUUUCGUCCGAAGUGAUAAUGGAAAAACAGGCGCUGAUGCAGAACAAGAAGACCCUACCAUGGCGCAGUCGUCCAACAACCAACCAGCGUCCAGAUCUUCCAACUCCAAACGUCCUCUUCGGCGUACCAAAACCGAAGAUGUUCCAUUCUCCAAAGCCCGUGCAGAAGCAGCAAGCAGUAGUAGGAGGGCUUCCUCUCGACGAGAUCAUCAUCACAGCAGUGGCAGCAAACAAGUGCUGAUAACAACAACAAUAGUCAGACCGAGGUUGUUAUUGAAGAAGGAGCGCCCAUGA